Molecule: messenger RNA, 11435 nt
Organism: Pseudophryne corroboree (corroboree frog)
Lineage: Eukaryota; Metazoa; Chordata; Amphibia; Anura; Myobatrachidae
Gene: MACC1
Product: MET transcriptional regulator MACC1
Exons: 7
Coding region: 4312-6858 (848 amino acids)
Cellular component (GO): cytoplasm
Molecular function (GO): protein binding
Source: RefSeq, a predicted model, not a curated record
AGUACUUUCCUGCAGGCACUGGUGUACAUAACAGUUCUGACACCAGUACUUUCCUGCAGGCACUGGUGUACAUAACAGUAAGGUUUUAAACCAAACAGAAUGCUGGGUGUGUUCGCAAGUACCUCAAGGUCAGAGCAAGUCAGGACUAGUACCAUAUCCCUUAACAAUAGAUGAGGUACUUGAAUUAAGGGGUGGGAGACCGGUGGACAAGAAAUUUAAUAUUUCUAGGCCUCCUAGUUUGAAGCUCCACCAAUAUCAUGUGGAUAGGUCCUUAAUAUGUUUUAACAUUUCCAAUCCCCGAAAGCCGGGAAAUUGGUAAGUGACAUGGAACAACCAAACCAUGGCAUUUUCACACAGAGCCGAUAGAAUGCCCAUAGACCCUGAAUUUAUAUGCCAGAUAGCCGACGGUGGGAGAUAUUUUCGGUAUAGGUACACUCUAGGAAGUAGGACCAUGCGGGUUGGAGAAGUAUCUCCAGGAUACUGUGCGCAUAUCAUAUAGCCUGAUACGUGUACUGAACAGAUGAGAUAGUUAGGGAUAGGAUUUUUUACCUGGAAGGUUUGCAAUAUGGUGAUGUCAUAUUCUGUCCCAUAUGUUCUCCCCGAUGAUGCAUAUUUCAUAUGUGGGAGGAAGGCAUAUAAGUGGCUUGCCCCAAACUCAGAGGGAUUGUGUUACAUUGGGAGAGUGUUGCCAGAAGUAAUGACCAUUACCCAUAAUAAGAUGAAAGACAUUCACCGCAAUGCUCAAGCUCCUUACACUCACACUCACUACGAACACAUCGUUAAGAGACACCUUAUAGAUAGGACAGAGCACGCAGCCUCUAAUUUGAUCCACGAAUCCACCGGGAUUCAAUUCCUACUCGCAUUAGAUAUCACCCGUACCGCCAGAGGAAUUAUAAAUUUUAGGUAUAUUCAUGCGCUUGCGAACCUGAUAGACAAUAUCACCGAGGUGUUUGAUGACACCUUCAGGUAUACUGCAAGCUUACAAAACGGAACUGAUUCAGCACAGGAUGGUUCUCAAUUACAUCACAGCGGUGACGGGCGGGUAUUGUGUCACCCUAGCAACUCAGUAUGGUGUGAAGUGCUGUACAUAUAUCACAAACAGCACUGAUGACCCAACCGAGGUCAUAGACCAAAAGAUGGACGAUAUCUUGCAAUUGAAGUGGGAGUUCCGAAGGAGACACAACCUUACCCUUACUGCUGUGAGUAAUGAACUGACUGGCUGGGUUUCAUGGUUGAACCCACGCAAUUGGUUCUCAGGUUUAGGAGAAUGGGCUCAAAAUGUUAUCGUGAAUGUAGGAAAGUUUCUCCUUUGUAUGCUGGGAGUUGUCAUAAUGAUUGGUUUGAUAUUUAGAUGUGUUCAAUUUUUAACACGGCGCAAGCACAGUACCAAAGUGAUGAGUUUGAGGAGCGAGGGCAUUGUUACAAUAACUGGUUUAAUUUAUGACCCAUCAAUUGAGACAAUGUUGUGAUAAGACGUGAUUCCACGGUCCGUUUCUUUCACCCGUUUCUCCUUUGUUUUUCUCCCAAGCAAAAAGACAUCCAUUCGGAAGAGGACUACAGACUUUGAGGAAGAAGACUACAGACCUUUGAUGGACAUAUCCACAGACUUUGAGAGACACUUUAGAGACUUUAAAAGACUUUUUAUGGACACUUGAAAGACUUUGAUUAUCACCGACAGCAAGGAUACACCUAUCCGGACAAGACUUCAACAGACACCCAAGGACACUUGCACACAUUAUUAUGUGAAUGUAUUUGUGACAUGUUUCUUAUCUUCAUCUCUACAACCUUCAGGUAGUGACACACAUUGUCGACAGGUGACAUAGGUACAUAUAUUAGCAUUCACAUGUUUUCCCCUUCCAUGUAUCAUCAACUAAAAUGUGCACCCCAUUUGUUGGAACAAGAAGCCGAAAAGAGCUCGGUAGUGUUUGUUGGCCCACUUACAGACCCUUAAUACGGGAUAAGAAGGAUUUAAUGUAUACUUCGCAAUACCUCGAAGCUUAUCUAGAACAUGUACGGCACGAUGAUACAUGCCCCCCCAGACAUGAAGUUCAUACAUACAUGCUUUUACUAUCUCACUAGGCCAUACAUUUCCUGCCUACUCCUCUCCUCCCUCCACCCAAUCAUAUAUAGGUAUAUCAUAUGUAUUGUAUAUUUUUCUGCUUAAAUGUUUAGAUUGUGGCAGUUAUUGUUGACUGCCAAAGGGUGGACUGUCAAAGUCGAAAAAUAUUGUAAUACAUGUCCAUUGUACUAACCCCUCAUGCACGUGCACGCUGCUCGUGCACCCGGUCCCCCGUGCGUACACAUGUCCGCAAGUUGCGUAGGAGACGCUCCGGCGACUCGUGCGCAUGAUAUGUGUAUUUACGGCGGAGUUUGUGAGCGUGUAGCGUGCGACUCGAACAUAGCAUAAUUAACCCAAAUAGUGCAUUUUGUAGACAUAGUUCCCUUAGAUCAUGUCAGCGAGUAAUGUUAGUUUAAACAGUUCCUGGACGGAGAGAUUCAUCUUUGCAUGAUAGGAAGGGUCAGACAAAGGUUGAUAGGUGAUGUCUAGUAUCCAGCUGUAGGGUAUUUUAAGGGUAACAUUCCGGUGUUAGUUAGGAAAAGAUCGCUUGCUCCUGCGUAUAGUUAUGUACAAAAGUAGAUUAUGAACAUUAACUGUAUUUGCUGUAAAUUACACAUGCGGCGAGAAUCCUGAGGAUACCACCCACCAGAGCAGUUGGGAAAGGACAUCGCCUACCUGUUCAAAUCCACCUAUGACCUUUGCUGUAAUGUAGAGACACAUCCCUGUGUCCAAUGAACAAUGAGAUUACAGGGACCAUUGUAUUGUGAAUGUAUGCUGUGUAUAAAAAGACCACUGUUGCCUGGCCGGACUCAAGACUCUGAAGGCUUUCUCCCUGAUAGCUGAGGACUGGUCCAGGACGCACUUGCGAACGAUUCCCCACGUAUGUAUAUUCUCUGUAGCCAUUAUUCUCUGUUAUUCUGUUAGAUUUCCUUGUUAGCCUGUAGUGUAUAACUUGUAUCUGUUUACCCCUUUUCUCUGAAUAAUCCGCUGUGGUGUUAGAGCCCAGUGGUUCACACAAACCGGUGUUGUGUUUUCACUUUUCUGCAAAGGGCUUUCUUAGCGUCUCAAUCGCUAUAAGGUGUAUAGGCAUUGUUAAGGUGUUUAAGGUAUUACAUCGUUGCAGUACUAGACUGCUAAGGUUUAAAGUAUAAGCACAUCCUUACACUGUUUCAUUACUUAAAGGUUUACUGUAUAUCAUUCUGUGAGCGUCCGUGCCGCUCGUGUCUCACGCCCACGGCACAACGUCUGUUACGCUAAUAGCGUAUCAAUACGGUACCUAGUACGCCAAUAGCGUGCUUAGUACAAAGUGUGAAUCUGUAAGCGUCCGUGCCACUCGUGCAUCGCGCCCACGGCUCAGCGUCUGUUACGCUAAGUGCAUACCCAUACGGUACUCAGUACGCAAAUAGCGUACUUAGUCCGUAGUGUGUGUAAUAAGUCUAGCGGCCAUAGCGGCUCCACGGUAAUAGUGUAUAGCUUUAUGUUUUAAGGUAAUAUUUUACAUUAUCAAUACCAUGCACCCAUUAUGUGAUCAAUGUGUACAAUAUAAAAUAUACAUCACAAUAUUAGAUGGCACUACUGUCUUUGUAAAAUUAUUUCUGCUGAACACUAACAGACAUCCACACGAAUUAAGCCACAGGCAAAUGCUAGUAAUAUGCUAGUAUUAAUAAUAAUAAUAAUACUUUUAUUUAUAUAGCACUCUUUCUCCAAUAGGACUCAAGAUGCUUGGCUAUUAGGUUGAUGGAAUUGGUUUGGUGUUCUUCUGGUUGAUGAUAUGUCCUAUCAAGUAUAGUGAGAUUGGAGUGUGAGAAUGCAUCCAGCCAGCCUUUCCUGAAGGAUGAUCUCACUGUUUCUUUUAAAUCGGAAUCUAUGAUUUUGUGCAUGGAGAACAAAGUGCCUUGGUCAAAUUGCCGACUAAAUUGACACAAGAAUCGACAUAGACUCGGACAAAGCAGAUCAAUCCCAUGACAUGAUAGAGCACAGACCUAAUGUCCCUGGUGGCCCUGCGGUCACUUACCUGGUCCCGGCAGCAGUGGUGUCUCCAUUUUCAUCUUCUAAAUCCCAGCAGUCAUGUGAUAUGAAGUUCAGGCACAAAUUACUGACAAAGGCAUUCUGCGUCUCCAUGGUAACGCGGCUGACUCCCGCGACGUCACUUCCGGCUGCGACAGACGCGCCAGGGGGCGCCGGGCGGUGAGACAGGCGGCGUGACCGAGUGGAGACGCCAGGUGAAUGGGUGUGUGUUGGGGGGCAGGACAAUGUCAAGACGACUGCAUUCCUUCAAAUCCGGUGGCAUUUCAAGAAGCAAAUCAGAGGGAACAUUGAUUGACUUGGAUGGGCAAAAUGCAUCUACGAAUAAACCAGAAAAGUUGGGAAAGGAAUUGGAUCUUCUUAUUAGCUGGUCUGAUGUGUUCCAAGAUCAUUCCCAGAAUUUUGCAAAGCAUACAAACCCCUUUUGGAAUGGCCUUUCUGAAUCCAACCCUUUCUUAGAAGAUGUGGUUCAAGCCAACAUAUUUUCAAAGACUAAUGAACAUACGUCUAUUCUGAAAGAGGACCCUUUUAUGUUGUUCAGGGAUUCAGAAACCAGAAAUUCCGUUUCAAGUUCAGGAGAUGAACUUGAUAUAGAUUGUGUCCUAGAAAAAUCAGCAACAAGGAGAUCAGGAAGGUCUAAGAGUGUUUCUCAUUUGUAUGUUACGCACGACAAGGAAUCCGGUGUCAAUGGUAUUAAUGGACAGAUUUUGGCUCCAGAUUUGGAAUGGCUCCAAAAUGACCGUGAAGCCUAUAAAAUGGCGUGGCUGAGUCAUAGACAAUUAACUCGAUCUUGUCUGGACUUGGAUGUCAUGAGCCAAAGUCCUGGAUGGGCACAGACACAAGCAACGGACACACAUGUAAUUUGCAAGCUAGAUCAUAAAGGAGGAUCUGUGCAGCUUCCAAAUUCGGAUAUAACUGUACAUGUCCCUGAAGGGCAUGUUGGUCCUGGGGAAUUUCAGGACAUCUCUUUAAAAGCUUUUCUCGAUCCACCAGCAUUGCUUAAUAAUGACCUGUCAACUACUGUUAGUCCUCUUCUGGAAAUAACAUUAAGCAAUAUCAAUACCAUUGAAGCUCUUCUUUUGGAGAUGAAAAUUACUGCUGAGGUAAAGAACGAUCCAUACAGUCAAGUAAUGACUGAGAUUGCAACAUUUUACAGUUACAACAAAGAAGGUCCUUUUGAAAAAAUUCCAGAUGGUUACAUUUACAAGAACGUGUUACAAAUAAAAUUGCCAAUCUUGAGUCGUAUCACAUACAUAGUCAGUGCUGCCCAGGCCAAGUCUAUUCAGAAACCAGCCAGCAGUGUUUAUAAUUACAUCCAGAAAAGUUUAACUGUGGCAGUGUAUGGACCAAACCACAUUCAUCCAGCCUUCACCACAGUUUUAGCGGUUAUGGGGCACAACUACACUCCAGACAAAAUUAUGGUAGAUGACCUCAAGAGACGUGGGAAAAAUAUGCCACCACUGGUGUUUCACCUUUGGGGAAAACACAUGUUUCUACUUGAGCCUUUUCAAGAUUUGUCAAUUCAUUUUGUUACAAGGGAAUCCAGUUUUUCAGUGAAGACAGAUAACAAUAAGAUCAAAGAACAUCAACUGACAACAGGUAAGAUGAUUCGGACUCAGUUCCCAUUCUCAUUAAAAGGUGGCAAAGAUGUUGGCUCAUUUUUUUUCACUGUUCAAAUUAAAGACACUGAAGGCUCAUCAUUAUUAUCAGAAUUUGCAGUCAACACUCCAAAUCCUGCACCUAAAAUACAAUUUACUCCAAAAAAUCAAACUCGCCUACAGAAACGUAAAGAAAUCCUGUCGACUCCUGUCAUGCCACUUGUCAACACUGUCAGAUAUCCCAAGUUCCAAGAUAAAACAUUAAAGAUACACAACUUUGCUGUGACCUUAAAGACUGUCCUGCGUCAACAGAAGAUUGACUACUUCUUGGAAUAUUUUAAAGGAGACACCAUUGCACUUCUUGGUGAAGAUAAAGUAAAGGCCAUUGGUCAGACCAAAAUGAAAGAAUGGUAUGUAGGUGUUUUGAGAGGGAAGGUUGGUCUUGUACACUGUAAAAAUGUUAAGAUUAUAUCCAAAGAACAAGUUAUUGACUUUUCAGAUGCACAUUUUACAACCAAAAUGCUUUUGGAGCAGAUCGCACUGCCAUUUAAAAAACUAACUUACAUAUACUCAUCGGUGCUUUCAAAUGUCUCUGAAAAUGUUUAUGACUGGAGAAGCUUAGCUGAUGUCCUUGGUUACUCGCACUUGUCACUAGAUGACCUCUGUCAUGCACUUCCGGAGAAGGAAUCUGACUGCGUUUCGUCUGUAGUGAAAAAGCUGAAAGAAGAUUGCCAUGCUGACACCAAAACGAGAAAAUUUCAUUAUGAACUUAUAAUGGGUCUAUUGAAGAUGGACUGUCAAGGGUUGGUAGCUCGUCUCACACAAGAUACAGUCAUUCUGACUGCUGCUGUACAACUUGGCGUCCGCUGGAGGGAACUGGCUGAGAAACUAGCCAGGUUUACGAAGCAACAGAUUGAGGCCUAUGAGAUCCCUCACCAGGGAAAGAGUGGAGAAGUUAGUUUGCAGAUGAUGUGGAAGCCCGCUUUCGACUUUCUCCACACCUGGGCCGCGCACUUUGGAGAGAGUUACAGAGAUGUGUUACAAGACUUGCACUGUGCUUUGGACAGGAUGAAGUAUCCUGUCACCAGGGAAUGGAGGGAACUCAGUGGAGCUCUCAUCUUUGUUAACUGCCUAGAGAUACUCCGAACGACUUCCUUCUCCAAGUCCGAAGAUUAAUUCUAAACUGAAUUCAUGGAGUAUUUAUUUUCAUAUGUAUGAAAACAUGCAUAUGAUUUGUUGCUAAACUGGGUCUGAACUGUACCUUCAACAUUGUGGAAACCAGGCACAGACAUUAGCUGCUGGUACAGUAAUACAGACUGUUCUAUUCAUGUCCCAGCAGUUUGGCUUUAUUUCAUCAGUGUCAUUAGCUACAUUCCAGUAGACAGGUGCCAUAGCAACCCAAACAGUGUUCCAAAAUGACAGGAUGACAAGUGCGCCAAUAUAUUUUUACAGUGUAUAUAAAGUACAGUAAUCAAACGUAUAAUACUAAAACGUUUAACCUCUUUUAUCCAGGUAUUUUUUUUUUAACAAUGUUUUUAGCAGGUUUUUUUUACCUAUUUCUGUGAAUACAUUUAGAAAGUAUCCCUUUAUAAAUGCCUGAUUAAUAUUGAUACUGUGAUAAUGACCUUUAAAUUAUAUUGUUUAUAUACUCAGUGUUUAUAUACUGUGAUAAUCUCUUGUAUAUUAAUGCAUACUAUGUAUCAUACUUGCUUACUUUAUGUUUCUCCUCUCUGGGAGAAGUAGGAGAUGCAGCUGACCACUUUGAGGGGAGGGCAAGGCUCGUCGCAUCAUUAGGCCCUGCCACUGAUGCAUAAUUUUAUCCCCACCCACAAUUACCGGUACAGUCUCCCCAUCCUACCCACUUCAAUAGGAAGGGGAGAUCCACCCAUUUAUGCGGGAGUCCAGGGGGGCUACCCAAAAAAUGGGAAGUCUCCUGCACCUUCUGGGAGAGUAGGUAAGUAAGCUAUAGUUACAAUCUCAUUACUUUUUUGACAGUUUUGGCAUAAUCAGUGAUUUUCUUUAACUACAAUGGCAUACUUCUUGCAAGCUGGGUGUAUGUACAAUACUUUGUUUCAUACAGAGGGAUGUCUGACACCACUGUUGCAUCUGAGCUGGUAUGACAGAACCCCAUACUUGCCAUCCCUCCCGGAAUGGCCGGGAGGCUCCCGAAAAUCGUGUGGCGCUCCCAACCCCCUGAAAAGGCAUGCAAGGCUCCCGCAUACUUGCUACAGCCCCCCACACCCCCCUCAGUCAUCCACAAUAGAGUACAAGUGAGUGGGCCAGGGGACAUGAUGAUGACCCCCCCCCCACCUGCUACACAGUGCCCAAUUUCUCAACACUGUAGAAUGGGGUCAAGGCCACGAUGACGCAAUCAUGCCACCACGCCCCCGGACAGCCCUCCUUUAUGCUGGCCAUGCAACCUAUACACUGAACAAGCUGCCCCCUCCCGGAGAAGGUGGUAAGUAUGCCGUACGUCACAUUACUUUUCUGUGUGGUUGAAGCAAUUUGCAUCUCCCACUAUCUCUCUCUCUCCGUUGGUUCACUAUUGCCUCCGUUCACCUCCUCACAUCACCACAUUGUCCCUGUCACAUGCAACCCUGUCCACAUUAAUAUAACUGCAUAUUUGUACAAUACUGUAUUUUCAUAAUGCCAUGUUCAGGAAUACAGGGCUAUGGACUUUUACCCUGUUUACCAACUGGAUUCACACUUUUCUGCCCUGAAAAACAUAAUUAUCAGAGAGGGAUAUUCAAUUAGCUGCAAAUUGGCAUAAAAUUGUGUAACGCAGAUUAAAAACCCACAGGUCAUGACUGUUUGCUAUUCAAUUAGAAAUCUGUGUUAAGUUAGUGCAAGUCUCAGUAGGCGUUAAUGGCGAUUUUAGUUUCCAAAAAUCCUUAUUUCAAUGUAAAAUGGAGGACACUGAGCAGUGCCCAUGGAACACCCCUCUCUAUAACUAAUAAUGUAAUUACAGGUAUUUAAAUAAGAAAAUAUGGGCAAUAAAUACAUGCCAUUUUUUAUGUCUUCAUGGUGUGGUAUUAAUUGGAUUUUUUUUUAUUGUUUUACUUUUUAUUAUUUCCACUUAAAAAAACACCACAGACAUAUUACUGUAGCCCAAGACACUCCAGACACCGUUAUAUUCUGAAAUACACUUGCUGGUCAUUUUUCUAUCAUUUAUAAAAGUUCCAAAAUGAAACCAUUUGACACCACAAAACAUCCUGCAAUACUCUGCUUCUAGCCACUAGCUUGCCUGCUACACUGCCUAGCUAUAUUAUUGGUCAUUCUUUUGGCGGUUCAGGAUGACUUCCACACUCUUUCAUGUACUUCACAUAAGUCGCACACUGCGGAAUCUCCGAGCAAUGUUCACAACAUGACAUUACUAAUUUAAAUGACCAAGUUUCGUGAGCGUGCUUCAUGAAAAUAUCCUGCAAGAUACAUGUAAUAUUAGCUCCCGUGCACAGGGCUUGGUACCCAAGUCUAAUUGAAUCUCCCCUGAGUGCAUGUAGCUUAAAACUGGGAUGAUUACAUAUCCAUUUUAAUACUGCAAUUUGUAAAUACAAUUUCCAUUUGGAUUUCUAAUUGUCAUUGCGGAAUAAAUCAGUUUAGUUGAAAAUAUCAGCAGCUGGUGCCAUCUGCUGUAAGUAAAAUGGCCAAACAUUAUGGGAACAUUUUUUAAUGUCUUCACUGUGGUGAUCAGUGUAUCUAAUUUAGGUGAGGUGUUCUGUUGUUUUGGGAUACGGUCAGUACUGACAGUCAGAAUAUUGAAGGCAGAAUACCGUCAUAUUGAGAUGGUAAGUACUGGGGCUAGGGUUAGGCACUACGGCAGGGGCCUGUUAUUAAAGGAGGGAGGUCCGUGUUCAACCUCCUCCAUAUGGGCCCCCUCAUCUGCAGCCGGCGGAACAAUUAUCUGAACAAUAGGGGCCAAUGACUGUAUUGCACAUACUCGGCGGGCCAUUUUCCCAGGAGAUUUCCUUACUACGUAUGUGUAACAUGCAGGAAAAUGGCCUCCACACCAUUUUCCCGAUGAUUUGUGGCGGGGUGCUUUCAAGAUGGGGGACUCUGGAGAGGAGAAUAUUGAAAAAAAAUGCAUCCAUUAUAAAUACGCCACUGCAUUAGGGGGAUAGUUAGGGAUAGGUUGCAGGGAAGAGGGAGAUUAGGGUUAGGCUGUGCGAGGGGGCAGUUUGGGUUAGGCUGUGGGAAAGGUGGAUUAGGGAUAGGGGAUAAAAUACUUACCAGUAUGUCUGGAUUUUGACCGAUGGGAUGCAGACCAUUGGGAUUGUAACUGCCAGGAUUUUGUACCCAACCCGGUUGUGCUAUGUGACAGAUUGUAACUUGGUCAAUAUUAGGUACUUGCAGAGCUGUGCUUUAUACUGAAAUACAUAGCACAUUAUACCACUAACACUGCCUGUAAAAUAGUGCAUAUUUCAAAGUAGCUUGACUAGUAUUAAAGGUCUUAUUUCGAUUUUGAAAUAUGACCAUUUUUAUGGCAUAAAUAUACGCAUUUCCAUACUGUACAUGUGCCCGAAAAUGCAUCUGCAUUAGAUAUUUAUGCAUCUCAGAUUUGUGGCACAUUAGGUACAGAGAGACCUUCACAUCUAAUAAUAACACUGUCAAGUGGUAUGUAGUGGAAGUACAAAUAAUGCCAUUCUACGACACAAAUGUGCCCUGUGUCGGCCCCUACACCUCCCCUCCCUGCACAUGUGACAUCAUGACAUCACAGAAAUGGCCAUCCAAAAGGUGCAGUUACGUACACCAUGCAAGCCAAAUACAGUUGGUGAGUGUCCCUUUUGCCAAAUAGUAUAGUUAUACAAUUAUAGUAGUAUAGCUAGAAGCAACUCUGCAGAUGUAAUUCUCUUCUGGAACCCCAGAGUAAAUGUUUGUCACCACUUCACUAGAAUACAGUAGAUAUUUAUUUUGCAAUUACCUUUUUUCUUCUCAUGAAGGAAAUAAUAUUGCCACAUUUAAUAUGAUUUUGUGACGUUUGUUACAGGUAGCAUUUCAUACAUGCUCUCACCUAUUAUCUUUCGUCAUUGUUGUUCCGGACCACCUUUGUUUAUAGAGGUCACAAUGCUCACUUCCCCCUCCAUUUGCCAUAGUGGUGUCAUUGCAUAUCAUAGAUAUACUGUAUAUAUAUAUAUAUACAGGGUCGGACUGGCCCACAGGGGUACAGGGUAAACCACCAGUGGGCCCCGCUGCCUGAGGGCCCACUCCUUCCUCUAGGGAUCAGGUUCCAGACUGUGCACUUGUAUUAUACAUGGUAGAUAUGUUGCAUUACACUGCAUAAGACUAUUGUGCAUUUCAAGCCUCUGUGAAGACUGGCCACAUCCCUAAGUAUGGGCCCCUAUCACUGCAUCCCCACGUUUUUUGUUGUUCUAUCUCCAUUAAAUAAUGUGUUACUGUAUCAGUCUUGCUAUGUGUCUUUUGUGCAUUUCUUGUAAUAUGUUUUUUUACCUAAUAAUGUUAUUUAAGACUCAAUAUUCUGUUACACCUGUCUGUACUAAUAAGGUAAAAUAUAAAAUGCUAUUUGCUUACUGUAAGAGACAACACAACAAACGACAGUAAUAAUUGUAGUAAGACUUGGAAACUCAGCUUGGUUAACAUACAGUAUAAAUAUGGGAGGCGCGGAUACACCCAGUUCUGUAAUGUAUUUGCAAAUCCCUCGGGGUGAGGCCGGCUUGUAAAAGCCUGUCACUGGCAACCAUUGUCUUUCAUCUAUUUUAUGUGACUCAAAUUGUCUGAGUAAAAAUGUUUAUAUAAUA